AUGGAUAAAGUGAAUAAUACCGAUAUAGAUGCUAAUGAUCUGUACUUGUAUGACUUACCAGAGAAAAUUCUUGGGUCAUUGGAAUUGAUUUAUUUUGAUUCUUCAACCACAGUCGUUCCAUCGCAAUCUGUACCAUCCACAUCGACACAAGUGGUAGAGGUUAAUACAGAUACUAAAGAGGAUAAGCCUAUACAGAAUAUCAGUGUAUGUUCUGUUUGCAAGCCUCAAUAUGAUUUGAAAGCAACACAAAAUGAGAAGAGAGAUCAUUAUAGAUCAGAUUAUCAUAGAUUGAAUUUGAAAAGAUCAAUCAGUAAUUUGCCACCAUUAUCAGAAUCAGAAUUUGACAGGCUCAUUGAAGAAGAGUCAAUAGAAAGUAUAUCUGGUUCGGAUGAUAGUAGUGAAAGUGAAUCAGAGGAUGAGUUAUCCUCGUCUACCAAGUUAGACACAAUAAUCGAAAAAUUUGAUAGCGUAUCAAUUGACAAGAAUGAAACAAACGAUGACGAGGAAGAAGGAACAAUUAGUUAUUUGAAUACUAAUUCUCCUUUUAUUUAUUUCAAAUCUAUAUUAAUUCCAGAAGGAAAAGUCUUCGGUGUGUAUAAAUCUGUUUUCACUGAAAGACAAUUACAAGAAGACCCAGUGGAGACUCUUCGUUCAUUCUCAAAUCCACCUAUCAAGACGAAGAAAUCUGCCCUUCUCAUGAUUGGUGGUGGCCAUUUCGCAGGCGCAAUUAUUUCACAUAUACCUAAGAACAUCAAAGGUAAUGCUCCUAAUUUCAAAGAGUCGAAGCAAGAGCAAUUAACAAACAUAAUAGAAUCUAAGACUUUUCAUAGAUAUACUACAAGGAAAAAGCAAGGUGGAUCUCAAAGCGCAAGUGAUAAUGCUAGAGGUAAAGCAAACUCGGCUGGGUCUAGCAUUCGUAGAUACAAUGAGCAAGCGCUCACACGGGAAGUUAGAGACUUAUUGAUGUCAUGGAAGGGUCAUAUUGAUGAUUGUACAAAUAUUUAUAUAAGAGCGAAUGGUCCAUCAAGUAGGAGAAUUCUUGUGGGAUAUGAUGGUUGUGUUUUACAUACCAGCGAUGAUAGGAUAAGAAGCUUUCCAUUUACUACGAAAAGAGCAACGACAUCAGAAUUAAAGAAAGCAUGGUCAAACUUAUCGUAUUUGACUAUUCAUGAUAUGCCAAAAUCAAAUGAAAAGUUAAAGAAAAGGUUACAGAAACAAAGGGAUAACUUGAAAAAUUCUCAGCAGCAACAUUCAAAGAAACCUGAAGAAAUUGUUCUCGAUGAAAAUGAUAAACAUUCCAAUGAGUUGAUAGGCUUUUUAAAGAAAUCAAAAGCUCCAAUGUUAGUCAACUAUAUUCAUAAAAACAAUUUGUCCCCUAAUCAUGAACUAUCGCCUAAAGAUCAAUACGUUCAUAAUCCGACUUUAUUGCAUUUCGCUUCAUCUCAAGGUUUAUCACAUAUGGUGCAAGUAUUAAUCGUUAACCUUAAAGCUGAUCCAACUAUUUCUAAUCAAUUCGGUAAGACACCGUUUGAACUAGCAGGAAAUACAGCAACAAGAAGAGCAUUUCAAAUAGCAAGAUAUUCUUUAGGUGAGGACUACUGUGAUUGGCAAUUAUCAAAAGUAGGUAGUCCCAAAUCAAAAGAGGAAGUUGAAAGAGAACAAAAAGAAGAACAAAAGAAAAUAGACGAAGAUAAGAAGAAAAUGAUAGAAGAUGAGUUAGCAAAACGCACAGAAAUGGAACAGAAAAAACCGACGUACUCAUCAGGCGGAACUUUGGGUAGUGGUAAAAUACCUAGUUCUUUAACUGAAACUAGCGGCCUUUCUGAACAGCAGAAGAUGAGAAUAAUGAGAGAACAAAGAGCAAGAGCAGCUGAAGCCAGGAUGAAAAGAAUGCAAGGAAAUUAA
Molecule: messenger RNA, 1905 nt
Organism: Debaryomyces hansenii CBS767
Lineage: Eukaryota; Fungi; Ascomycota; Pichiomycetes; Serinales; Debaryomycetaceae
Exons: 1
Coding region: 1-1905 (634 amino acids)
Source: RefSeq, a predicted model, not a curated record